AAAAUGAACCACAGCGCAUUCCAUCAGCGGCAGUCGUUAAAGUAGGAGUGUACUUUGUAAAACAUAUUAAGUUUGCGAUUGCUUAAUAUACUUUCGCCGAUUUGGAAAAAAAAUUGAAACUAGUUCUAUAUCUAAGCCAAAUAAGUGCCUAGAAAGUGCAAUAAUGUUCGAUUUCAAUCUGGAAUUUGCUCGUGGUGGAGCAGCUGUUGCUACAGAGCUCUUCGAAUUACUCGCAGCCGGCGGUGUAAAACAAAACAUUGUCUUCUCACCAUUUUCAAUUCAGACCUGUGUCGCAUUGGCAUUUGCCGGUGCCAGUGGAGAAACUGCUGAUCAAAUAGCUGAAGGUUUGAAGUUCGCGUCGAAUUUCCACCCGGAAGUAGCUACAACGUUCGCAUUUGUUUUUGACAAAUACAAGGACAGUGAGUUAUUGAAAAUUGCAAACAAAGUGUAUGUUCAGCAAGGACAUGACUUGAAACCAGAUUACCAAACAGAGUUAAAAGAAAGUUAUAAUGCUGAAACUGAAAAUGUUAACUUUGAAGAAAGUGAAAAUGUUGCCGCCACUAUUAAUUCCUGGGUAGAAGAUAAAACGGCUGGAAAAAUUAAGGAUCUUGUGCAGGCCUCGGCCUUCAGUGCUCUAACCCGCCUGGUUUUACUGAAUGCUUUGCAUUUCAAAGGUUUAUGGGCGCAUAAAUUUGAAGAAGAACAAACUGUUGAGGAUGAUUUUUGGAUAUCUGAAGAGGAAUCAGUUAAAGUGCAAUACAUGAAUCAAAAAGCGAAGUUUGGUUAUGGAUUCUUUGAAGAGUUGGACUGUCAGGCUCUCGAACUGCCUUACCAAGAUUCGGAUUUAUCAAUGCUGGUUCUGUUGCCUAAUGAGCGAGAAGGCCUUAAAACUCUUGCCGAGAAAUUGAAAUCAGUAAAUUUGGUUGACCUAGCUGGCAAUCUAGAAGCCAAUGAGGACGUUGUGGUCCAAUUGCCUAAAUUCAAAGUGGAAUACGAAGUAGAGUUGACGGAAACAUUGAAGAAGCUGGGCAUAAGCAAAAUCUUCAGCGAAGAAGCUGAGUUCAGCAACAUGUUGGAAUCACCCGAGCCUCUGCAAGUAUCCAAUGUUUUCCACAAGGCUGUUAUUGAGGUCAACGAAGAGGGCACGGAAGCAGCGGCCGCAACUGCAAUGAUUAUGAUGACUCGUUGCCUUCUGAUACCACUGCAGUUUGUUGCUGAUCGCCCAUUCUUCUACGCUAUUUGGAAUAAGAGAAAUAUUCUAUUUGCUGGUGCUUUUGUCAAUGCGCCUUAAGAGGCUGCUGCGUUAGCGAUAAAGUAUGACGUCAUGUGCAUAGAGUUGUUGUGAACCAU
Bactrocera tryoni is the source of this 1350-nucleotide messenger RNA. RefSeq names its product serine protease inhibitor 42Dd. NCBI's taxonomy places the organism in Eukaryota, Metazoa, Arthropoda, Insecta, Diptera, Tephritidae. The transcript is spliced from 3 exons. Gene Ontology annotation, molecular function: serine-type endopeptidase inhibitor activity. The coding region runs from base 164 to 1291 and encodes 375 amino acids. The record is from RefSeq and is a predicted model, not a curated record.